This is a messenger RNA of Gossypium raimondii (Peruvian cotton), 882 nucleotides long. RefSeq lists its product as uncharacterized. The record is from RefSeq and is a predicted model, not a curated record. The coding region runs from base 1 to 882 and encodes 293 amino acids. The transcript has a single exon. NCBI's taxonomy places the organism in Eukaryota, Viridiplantae, Streptophyta, Magnoliopsida, Malvales, Malvaceae.
AUGAGUUUUGCUCCUCCUCCACCACUAGUUUUUGCUGGAGACAACUACCACAUUUGGGUUGUCAAGAUGAAGACAUAUCUUCAAGCGCUUGACCUCUGGAGUGCAGUCGAGAGUGAUGUCGAGCCAACACCAUUGAGAGCAAAUCCUACCAUUCCUCAGAUCAGGCAACAUGGGGAGGAACGAGCCAAGAAACACAAAGCAAUGGCCUGCUUGCAGAAUGGAGUGUCAAAUGUUAUCUUCACUCGCAUUAUGGCCUGUGAUUCUCCUAAGCAGGCAUGGGACAGGCUUAAAGAGGAGUUUAUGGGAUCGGAUAAGACUAGGAAGCAACAGGUUAUUAACCUGAGAAGGGAGUUUGAAAACUUAAAAAUGAAGGAGUCAGAAACUAUUAAGCAAUAUUCUGAUGGAAUUAUGGCAACAGUGAACAACAUAAGACUCUUAGGAGAGGAUUUCAGGGACAGCAGAGUGGUUGAGAAGGUGAUUACAACUCUUCCAGAGAGGUUUGAAUCAAAAAUCUCCUCACUCGAUGAUUCAAGGGACCUUACAACCAUUUUCUUGUCUGAAUUGGUUAAUUCCCUCUAUGCACUUGAGCAAAGGAGAGCUAGCAGACAAGAGGAGAAUCCUGAAGGAGCCUUCCAAGCAAGAACCAGGGAAGGAUUUAGCUCAAAUCAGAGAGCUAAGAAACCUUGGCUUGAAAGAAAGGAUAAGGCAAUGAGAGAAGCAAAUAGAGAUGCAGGCAGAAGGAGGUUUCCACCAUGCAUUCACUGUAAGAAAACCAAUCACCUGGAGAAAUUUUGUUGGACCAGACCAGACAUACAGUGCAAAAGUUGUAAGUUUGGUCAUCAUGAGAAAAUUUGUAGGAGUCAUGACAAGGGACAAGCAUAG